Molecule: messenger RNA, 2164 nt
Organism: Humulus lupulus (European hop)
Lineage: Eukaryota; Viridiplantae; Streptophyta; Magnoliopsida; Rosales; Cannabaceae
Product: chaperonin CPN60-2, mitochondrial-like
Exons: 18
Coding region: 199-1914 (571 amino acids)
Biological process (GO): protein refolding
Cellular component (GO): mitochondrion; cytosol
Molecular function (GO): ATP binding; ATP-dependent protein folding chaperone
Source: RefSeq, a predicted model, not a curated record
UUCGACAUUCUGCAUCGUUACCGUACUUGGUCUCGGCCGGUUAGCCUCCCAACCAUCAUUAAACCCUUAAACCCUAACGUGAAAAAAGAAGACUCUUCUUACCCAUUCUCCGCAUCUGUAUUUCUCUGCUGAUUCUAUCCCCAUUUUCCUCUGUCUAAACUCUGAACUCAUACCUCCCUGCUCUGCUAAGUGAUCACCAUGCACCGCUUCGCCACUACCCUCGUCUCCAAAGCCAGGUUGACUAAGAAUGGCGCACAGCAGAUUGGUAGUAGAUUGAGUUGGACGAGGAACUAUGCGGCUAAAGACGUUAAAUUCGGGGGUCAGGCCCGUGCCUUGAUGCUUAGGGGUGUUGAAGAGCUCGCUGACGCUGUUCAAGUGACAAUGGGACCGAAAGGUCGCAAUGUUGUCAUAGAGCAAAGUUAUGGUGCUCCUAAAGUUACUAAAGAUGGUGUUACUGUGGCAAAAAGUAUCGAAUUCAAGGACAGAGUAAAGAAUGUCGGUGCCAGUCUGGUAAAACAAGUGGCAAAUGCUACUAACGAUGUGGCUGGAGAUGGUACUACGUGUGCAACAGUCCUCACUCGUGCGAUAUUUAAGGAAGGAUGCAAGUCAGUGGCUGCAGGGAUGAAUGCUAUGGACUUAAGGCGUGGGAUCACGAUGGCAGUUGAUGCUGUUGUGACACACUUGAAGAGCAGGGCAAGAAUGAUCAGUACAUCCGAAGAAAUAGCACAGGUUGGAACAAUAUCAGCUAAUGGGGAAAGGGAAAUAGGUGAGCUAAUUGCAAAAGCCAUGGAGAAAGUUGGCAAAGAGGGUGUCAUCACCAUUGCAGAUGGGAAAACAUUAGAAAAUGAAUUAGAAGUGGUUGAAGGAAUGAAGCUGGACAGGGGUUAUAUAUCCCCUUUCUUCAUCACCAAUCAGAAAAACCAAAAAUGUGAAUUAGAAGAUCCCCUCAUAUUAAUCCAUGAGAAGAAAAUCUCAAAUCUAAAUGCCAUGGUGAAGAUAUUAGAGUUGGCUUUGAAGAGUCAGAGAUCUCUACUUAUUGUUGCUGAAGAUGUAGAAAGUGAAGCACUAGCUACUCUCAUCAUAAACAAGCUCCGUGCUGGAAUCAAGGUCUGUGCCAUUAAAGCUCCUGGUUUUGGAGAAAGCAGGAAGGCCAAUUUACGAGAUCUUGCCAUUCUUACUGGAGGGGAGGUAAUAACUGAGGAGCUUGGUAUGAAUCUUGAGAAAGUGGGACCAGAAGUGCUCGGCACGUGCAAAAAGAUUACAGUAUCAAAGGAUGACAGUGUAAUUCUUGAUGGCGCUGGCGACAAGAAAGCAAUUGAAGAAAGAUGUGAACAGCUGAGAUCAUCAAUUGAGUCGAGCACUUCAGAUUACGACAGUGAAAAAUUACAAGAGCGGCUUGCAAAGCUUUCUGGUGGUGUUGCUGUCUUAAAGAUUGGAGGAGCAAGUGAAGCAGAAGUUAGCGAGAAGAAGGACAGAGUUACCGAUGCUUUGAAUGCUACCAAGGCUGCUGUAGAGGAAGGAAUUGUGCCUGGUGGUGGUGUUGCCCUUUUAUAUGCUUCAAAGGAGCUUUCGAAGUUGCAGACCGCAAAUUUCGAUCAAAAGAUUGGUGUUCAAAUCAUUCAGAAUGCACUUAAGAUGCCGGUAAGUACAAUUGCUUCUAAUGCCGGAGUAGAGGGGGAAGUCAUUGUUGCUAAGCUUUUGGAGCAGGACAAUCUUGACCUCGGAUAUGAUGCAGCGAAAGGUGAAUAUGUGGACAUGAUAAAGGCGGGAAUCAUCGAUCCGUUGAAAGUCAUUCGGACGGCGUUGGUUGAUGCUGCAAGCGUGGCGUCGUUGUUGACUACCACCGAAGCUGUUGUUGUGGAACUUCCCAAGGAUGAGGAACCCUCUGCAAUGUCACCAGGCAUGGACUACUGAUGUUGAUUCUGUCAUUUUUAUACUGAGACACAAUACACUUUUUUUUUUAAAGAGUAAAAAAACAUGAGAGGGAUAAGUAGGACUCAGCAAGAGAACAAGGAUCAAAUAAAAAGUAAUAACAAAAUUUUUGAAAGUUGAGAUAGAAAACUCUUCAUUCUUGAAAUCCACUCACCUCUUUGUUACUAUUUAUACCAAAUCUUGAAUUUUUUUUAAUAUGAAGUUUUACUACAUUAUAAUAUGCAUUUUUUUC